This is a messenger RNA of Labrus mixtus (cuckoo wrasse), 8887 nucleotides long. Its product is annotated as MBT domain-containing protein 1-like. Bases 122 to 2296 code for a protein of 724 amino acids. Lineage: Eukaryota; Metazoa; Chordata; Actinopteri; Labriformes; Labridae. Gene Ontology annotation, molecular function: zinc ion binding. Gene Ontology annotation, cellular component: nucleus. Gene Ontology annotation, biological process: regulation of DNA-templated transcription. The transcript is spliced from 18 exons. The record is from RefSeq and is a predicted model, not a curated record.
GUCCCUGCGCCUGCGCACUCGAAAGGGGAUAUUUUUGUAGAUAUGUCUGGCUCUGGCUUUUAAUGGUUAUAUUUAAGUGUUUUCGUGUUUGAGUGAGUGUGACCCUCCGCGGCCCAGCCUUAUGGAGAACCCGAGAGACCUGGUGGAGCGUCCGUCCAGGAAGCGCUGUGACUCCUUCGGACUGCUGGACGGUCUGGAGGAGGACCGCAGCAGCUGCAGCUCCGAGUCCAGCGGGGGCAGCGGAGGCUCCAGCCCCGAGGACAGCGAGGAUGAAGAUUACGGAAUAGGGGGAGGAGGGGGGACUCACCUCACCUCCUCCUCCAACUCCUCCCUGACCCUCAUUAAGACAAACGGACAGGUGUACACAUACCCUGACGGAAAGGCUGGCAUGGCGACCUGUGAGAUGUGUGGCAUGGUGGGGGUCAGAGAUGCUUUCUACAGUAAAACCAAACGUUUCUGCAGCGUCUCCUGUUCCAGAAGUUUCUCUUCCAACUCCAAGAAGGCCAGCAUCCUCGCCCGACUUCAGGGGAAGCCUCCCACUAAGAAGGCCAAAGUUCUGCAGAAACAGCCUCUGAUGAGUAAACUGGCUGCGUACGCUCAGCAUCAGACUCACCAUCAGGGCGGAGUCAAGAAGAGCGUCACUCUGGACAUGUUCAACUGGGGUCGUUACCUGGGAGACGGAGACGUGAUGGGAGCACCAGUUAACUGCUUCAAACAUGUUCCCAUGGGGACGUCGUGGGGCGGCAUCAGUGAAGGCGUGCGGAUUGAAGUCCCAAACACUGACAGCGGUCUGCCGUUGAAGGUUUACUGGAUUGCUGGAAUCAUCAAACUGGCUGGUUUUAAAGCUUUGCUGCGGUACGAGGGAUUCGACAGCGACUCCACCAGAGACUUCUGGUUGAACCUGUGUGUGCCGGACAUCCACCCUGUGGGCUGGUGUGCUGCAGGGGGCAAACCUCUGGUCCCCCCCCAGACCAUUCUGCACAGAUUCACAAACUGGAAGACGUUUCUGGUCAAAAGACUGACGGGAUCCAAAACGCUGCCGCCAGACUUCGCUUCCAAGGUGCAGGAGAGCAUGCAGGUCCCCUUUAAGAAGCAGAUGAGGGUGGAGGUGGUGGAUAAAACUCACCUGUGCAGGACGCGGGUCGCUUUAGUGGAACAGGUGAUUGGCGGUCGUCUCCGCCUGGUGUACGAGGAGUGUGAAGACGGGACCGACGACUUCUGGUGCCACAUGUACAGUCCUCUGAUCCACAACAUAGGCUGGUCCCGAUCCAUCGGACACCGAUUCAAGCGGUCCGAUGUUUCCAAGAAGCUCGGCAGUUUAAUGGACGCUCCUGGACAGCUGUUUGCAAAGGUCAAGGAGGUGGACCAGAGCGGCUCCUGGUUUGAAGACGGGAUGAAGUUGGAGGCCAUCGACCCUCUCAACCUUUCUGCCAUCUGUGUGGCGACAGUGAGGAAGGUCCUAGCAGACGGAUAUCUGAUGAUCGGGAUCGAUGGCUCCGAGGCAGCUGAUGGGUCAGACUGGUUCUGUUAUCACUCCACCUCUCCUUCCAUCUUCCCCGCUGGCUUCUGUGAGAUCAACAACAUCGAGCUGACGCCUCCUAGAGGUUACAGCACUCUUCCCUUCAGGUGGUUCGAGUAUCUGAAGGAGACGAAAUCUGUGGCUGCUCCCGUCACCCUCUUCAACAAGGAUGUUCCUAAUCACGGUUUCCGUCCUGGGAUGAAGCUGGAGGCCGUGGACCUCAUGGAGCCCAGGUUGGUCUGCGUUGCCACGGUGACCCGCAUCGUACACCGGUUGCUACGGAUACACUUCGACGGCUGGGAGGACGAGUACGAUCAGUGGGUGGACUGUGAGUCACCUGACCUGUACCCUGUGGGCUGGUGUCAGCUGACCGGGUACCAGCUGCAGCCACCCGCCGUCAACGCAGGCUCAAGAGAUCUUCAGUCAGCAGCAUCCAAACAGAGGAAGAAAUCUCAGCAGUACAGAGGACAGAAGAAAAAGAGGAAGUUACCCAUAGCUAAGCGACCCGUCAGUCUCUCAGGCGCCGUGGUAACGGGCGUCCCCAGGAGCCUUUCAGGAGACGAGAAUGAGACUCCGCCUAAUUACCCAUCACCCCCAACUCCAGCCUCAGCAGCCCAGCCCCCCUCUGUGGACCCCCAGAGCAGCCCCAACACUGAGGGGGGGCCAGGUUCUCAGAUUAAAGAGGAGAACGUGGAGGGAUCAGAGUUUUCUUCAGAGAGGACUGAAACAGAAACCAACGGAUCUUCUGGAGAAUUAUUUAACAACCAGGACCAGUAGGCCUAAUCCAUCCCUUUAUCUCUCACUCUAUCCAUCAAAACCCUAAAUUUAGCCCUCCUUCAAUUCUAAAUCCAUUUCUUUCUCCUCCUCAGUAUUCAUCUCUGUGCCCGGUCAGACCAGGAAGUGGAACAGAUCCAUUUAUUCACUCAUAAAUUAACUCCCAUGAAGUUUUGAAAGCUUGAUGAUGAAGUGAGGGUUGUUUCUAAAAUUAAAGAAAUCAAGCUUUUAGACUCAUUAUAUCCCAAAUGAAAGAUUUUAUCUGAACUAACCCCUUAUGAACAAUCAUUUAAAGAUUUCAGAUUUUCAAUAAGAAAAUAAGUAUUACUCCUGUCCUGGAUACAGCCCUGAAAAGAGAUAGCUGGCUGCGCUAGUCGGGCAUGCUAGCCCACCAAGCUAGCUGGUAGCUAACUGUCAGUUAGAAAUCUGGUACCUUCUGCUUAUUUAGGAUUUGACUCCAGACAAAUUAUAUUGAAUUAUUGAAGAUGUUUCUUCAUGGGGUACAUCCACUGCAACAGAGUUAGGUAUUAAUAAACUAUGUGUAAAAGUCAACCACGGUAUACCGCUAGCAUGCUACUACCUGCCAGUUAGCAUGUGACAAACUAGUCUAGGUUUUUUGACAGUUGUUGAACAUUUCCCACCUUAUUUGUCUUUAUACAUCGUUUGCUACUUCCGUUUUAAAAGUCAGCCACAGAAACAUAUAAAGCUAGCUGCUACUGACCGCCAGUUCUAGCUAGCUAGUUCAGCGGCUAAAACGUCAAAAACCUGAUUAACCAAAACAGUUGCAUUGAAAGGGCAAAGAUUAGAGCUAUGUAAAGGAGUCUGACUAAAGCUUAACUAGCUUAAUUCUUCUCUGCAUGAUGUACCUUCACUCAAAAUAUUAUAUAACAAACAUUAUAUUUAUUUCUUACGACUCAGCUAUUUUUAAUCUGUUUAUUCAGGCCCAUAUUCUUGCUAAAAAACAUGCUAGCACCAGCUUGCCACAAUAAGUCAGCUAGCUAGCUAGUAUGUACAUUAGGCAGCUUUUAUUAUACAUAUUUAUGCAUAAAUCUCUGUUAUUUAGUAUGAACUGAAUUAUUUUAAGCAUAAAUGUGGUGUUGGUCUGACCGGGUUUCAUUCUUUAUUUUUCCAAACUUUCUCUCAUAUCCUUCCUGGACUUUCCCAAGAAUAAAACACCUUUCACACAUUUCACUGACAUGUUGUAAAAGCUGUAGUGCUACCUGAAGUAUCACUAAAAUCUCUUCUGAUUUAAAAAGGGCAAAAAAAGAAAGAACAGAAAGAGAGAAGAGUUCCACUGAAAAACAAAAAUAAGGAGAAAAGAAAACUUUUAUAUAACGUUUUUUAACAUACAUUUCUUUGUUGUUUGUAUAUGUUGAUGUUGUGUUCAAGGGUCAGAACUCUUGACGUAAUAAUAAUAAUACUGGAUGCUGUGUAAUGUCAUGUUGAGAUUAGCAGUGAUUUAAAAAAACUUGGGUGUGUUUGUGUGUUUGGCCGUGUGUGUUGACGUUUUGAUUCUGAAGAGUUAUCAGAAUGAAACAAGAAACCAGCCUAUAGGAGCCACAGCAGUCAAACUGGUUUAGUUUUUCAAAUCCUUAAUUGUAUUCAGAAGGCCAGUUUCUGCAGAUAUAAGACCAUCUGUCUUCUACAGUAAUAAUAAUAAUAUACAGUAUUGUUCCUUUACUUUCAAAUGUCAUUUAGUGGAAAUGUAUAAAACGAGCCAAAAGUGAGUGAGGUUUGGUUGAAGGUGUUUUAUCAAAAUUCUUAUCAACAUAAAAUACUCUUAAGUGUAAAAAAAACACUUUUUUUUUUCUGAAAAUCACCUCACCUCUUAAAGUUAAGAGUAGCUGCAAUAAAUAAAUAUCCCAAAUAUUGCAAUAAGAGAUUUAUCUACUGUGCAUCUGAUCAUAACGUUUAGAGGUUUUAACAUUGGUGCCAAUUCAGUUGUUGAGUUCCUGAGCAAUGUCAAAUAAUUUGACGCCUUUAUACUCUUGAUUUUACCACUUAAGACAAAAUGUCAAAGUUCUCAAAUAAAUCUAAGAUUCAUGUCUUAAAGGUCACAUAUUAUGCAAAAUACAGUUUACUAUGUUUUUUUUAACACUUAAAUGUGUCCUCAGUUUGUCUACAAACCCCCAAAUUAUGAGAAAAGUCCAUCCCCCUCGUCUUUUGCCUGCUCCACUUUUCAGAAAAUGUGUGCUCAAACAGGCCGUUUGGAGAUUUUCCCUUUGUGACAUCACAAAGGGCAGUAACCCCUCCCCCAGGUGGGUGACACUCCCACAGCUAGGUGUUUGUUCUGCCCUCUGAGUCUGCCUUCUCACCAUAAAUAAUAGGACAGGGAGCGAGAAAGCCAGAGCACGCCCAAGCCCUUCCGGAGAGGGGGCGUGGUCAGACACAGCUCAUUUACAUUUAAAGGUACAGACACAGAAACAGCCUUUUGUGAGCAGGGCUGAAAUAGAGGGGUUUAUAGACAUGAUCAAAUAAGGAUCAGAGUGGAUUUAGAACAAGACACUUCACAGACAUGUUUUUGGGAGCUCUGAAACUUAUUUAAAGUUGUUGAAAAUUAGAAUAAUAUGUGACCUUUAACAUUAAACUUAAAAGUAGUACAAUUUGUUUUAAGUCAGGAAUUAUGAUUACAUUUUAAUAGUUACUUUAAUCUCUGACCAGAGCUAGGAGCUAUGUUUUUUUUCUCUUAUCAGCUGCUUUAAAAAUGCAUCCAUUGCAGGGUGUUGGUAUAUAAAUAACAAACUUCUGUUGAUAAAUCACAAAUGUGACUUCUUGAUACCUCAAUAAAAGAGUUUGUUACUUGACGAUCUAAUGAAUCUAACAAAAAUAUCACAGAUUAUUUAAAAAAAAAACACUUAAGAGUUUAUUGUAUUAGAAAAAACUUAAGUAAUGAGGAUCAAAACAUUUUAAAAAAGAGAUACAAAAAUAACCUUUACAAAUGUAAUGUAUCAAUCCACAGAUUUAUACAGAAACUAAACUAAAUAUGUGUUUAAAAAAUAUACCACUACAACAAUAGUAUCAUACAUAAAACAUUUUAGUUAUUCAUCACUACAUUCACAACAGGAAACAAAUCUUUAUGACCUUUGUAUAGCAUCAUUUCUUUAUGUUAGAGCAGUCUUUACACAUGCCAGAACUAUAUGUUAACGUAUGCUAUUGACAAUACAUGUGAAGAUGAUUAUUGUCAGCCUGUUACACUUGGCGGACAUAUUACAAUUCUGCUCUGCGAGUAGGUUCUCCAGAAACUGUUUAGCUAAAAGAAACCAGCGUACGAGCCGGUAUGUACUCAUGAUGGAAUGUUUUGUUUCAGUUCGAUUUCUUGGCUCCGGCAGACAAAUAGUUUUAUUACCCAUCAUGGACUCGAUGGACAUUAAACAUAAUUUAAGGGCUCAUUGUGGCAAAUUCCACUUGAGAGAAGAAAUUGUCAGAGCAGCUUAAUGAUGCUAAUGUGUGAAAAUUAGGGCUGUCAAACGAGUUCAAUUUCUAAUUGUAAUUAGUCACUGACUUUUUUUGAUUGAAUGUUUGAAAUGUCAUUAUAUUGCAUUUCUAAUCUGUUUUUUGUUAUGCUUUUAUUAUCCAUUUUUGUACUGUCUUAAGCAAAGGGUGCUUUACUUCCUGUUCUUGAUUCAAACCUGCUUUUAUUUUGAAAGAAACUAAGGAAGUUCCAGUAGAUCGUAGGCUAUAACAUCAACUCAACCACGUAAAAAUUAACGGGGAAAGAGAGGCGGAGCUUAUGACCUAUACUGCAGCCCGUCACACGGGGGGAGCUUUAAAUGUUUUGGCUUCUCUUUUGGGGAACUGUCCUGUUGUCCAUAUUUUUAUUCAGUCUUUGGAUCCCACAAAAUCCAAGCAUGUGUUUAAGGCCUUCAUAGUAUUACACUUUUUUUUAGUUGCAUUUCCAACACAAAAAAAGUAAUGACAAAAACGCACAACUAAAGUGUUAUAGGGCUCAAAGUGUAUAACAAAAAGGACUUGUGUGUGUGUGUAUGUGUGUGUGUGUGUGUGUUUAAAGUCAAGAGUGUGUGUGCAUGCAUCAGUCUAAGCAGUUUGCACACUAAUCUACUAGCUGUAGUUCUUGUUACACGCACUACUGUACUGUGUGUAUGUCGUCUGUCUGUGCUUGUCGUCUUUUUGUACGUGAAUGUCUCAAAGUCUUUUUUGUAUCAUGGUGCUAUCUAUUCAUGAAUCACAUUUGAUACAAUUUGAUGGGAUUAUUUUGACAGAUUGUUUGUGUCUCUGGUGAAGAAGUUGUAUUUUGGACAAAGAUUUUUGUUUAUGAAAAAAAAAUUGUGUUUAAGGUUUAAACCCGCUCAGUUUAAGGAAUAGUGAGCGCUGUCAUUGGAGUGAUUGAUUUCAAUUCUCCCCUAUUCUAUGAUCCUCUUUGUCAGUUUGUGAAGUUGUAUUAGUAUGUUAAGCAUAGGAACAAGGACUCAGUGGUUUUCAUAGGUUUUCUGUUGGGUGUACAGUGACUUACCGAUGUGGCAGUAUUUUCAAAAUACGUUUUUUUUAAGAGUCUGGAGAACGAGACCAGCUGUGGUUGCUUUUCAGUUUUUAAACUUGUAAUCUCAAGUUAGCACGGGCCAUAACUGAAAACAUAUGUUCACUAUAAGGAGUUUAUUAGAUAUGAAAGUGUACGCAUUUGGGAAUACCUCGCGAUACAAUUAAAAAUAAAUACAAGUAAGGGAAAAUUCAAAUCGAUGAGACAAAAAAUAUAUUAGGACACUCUUUUUCAUCAGCAGAGGGCGCUAUCGGCUGUUGGCUUCUUUUGUUUGACAUCAGUAGCUGAAGAAGAGAGGCGUUUAGACAGGGUGGAAGUAAAGAAGAUAGGUAAAGAAUACGUAUUGUUUCAAAGCGAGGUGUGAGAAGACAUUUUUGCAUCUCAUUCAAGGCUGAAUUUAAAGCAUCAGUUUUUUUACCUGAUUAGCUUGACUAUAAUUUAGGCUUCAUUUGAGUCCUGAUUUGAUUGAUUUGUGCCAAACCAGCAUUUUGUCCUCUUAAAUUACAAAACGAAUUUGAGUCAUGAUUAUCGAGUAUUGAGUCUCUCCCGGCUGAUUCUUGAACCUGAAGAAUUACGAGCAACCAUUGCGACUCUCAAGCUCUACGGCUGUUAGACAUCGGCAGCACUUUUUUUUUAUUUUGUCUUCUUUUGACGCUCUUUUUUUUAAAACAGGCAAAUAAUCAAGCCUCUGUCUUGUGCUUACUUGUUGUAAAUGUAAAUGUAGACUUUGCAGUACUUCACAUGUAGCCUUCAAAUCCUGCAAAACAGAGCCGACGAAAAGAAAACCAGAAAAAAGAACCUUCACUAAGCUAAAGUUUGCAGAGACGGUCAAGUUUGAUUGAUUUAUUCUUUAAAUACACGUGGCAUUGGAUAAACAAUUUCGAAUUUGAAUCUCUCUGUGUCUGUUAAUGUCCACUUGGUCCACAUGUCCGUGCUGUGAACAUGAAGUUUACUGAGCUCUUAUUAAAAAAGACAAAUGUUUUUUUAAAGUCUAUGUAUGAUACAAAAAAACAAUCUAUACUGGAAGUGUAUGACAAAAGAAAUGUAAUGUACUUAUGUUAACUUUCAUGGAACUUUUGUAAAACAUUGUGCAAUUUUUGGCAGCAUGAUUGUGAAGAAAUUAUUACAUUUAGAUGACUCACUUUACAUUUUUAUGCAAUAAAAAGUUAUGAGAAAAAAAAAGCGCUUUCUGUUCUUUCCCUGUAAAUGUUCUCCACAUUCUUGCCGAUUGCAAAUAUUCUCGAUCUUUUUCGUUUUUAGUACAGUUGCCAGCGGUUGUGGUAGAUUUUUGCUUUUGGGGGCUAAUCUGAUCCUCCUGAAAUGUGGUCCUUAUAUAGAAAAGACCUUAAGAGUGAAAAGUUAUCUAAAGCAUGUGCCAAACUCAAAGGGCGUGGCCAGGGCGGGUCACCGAAUUUGAUGUCUAACCAUGAAACAGGAAGCUGCUGUAACUCAAAGCAAACACAGCUUCAUGUAUUUUAAGAAAGUUACCCUCUAUGCAUCUACAUGCCAAUAGUCUAAAACAAAUGACAGUUCACAACCCUCUUGACUGUUCUGUCAGAUAAAGACGCUGCGACUGCAGGUACAGGUACUGUAUCGAGGGUUGCGCUUUUGGAAGCAAUAAUCCAUGUCUCCAGAGUGAGUAUUUGAACGUUUAGGUACAACACUGUACAUGGCAUCGCAUUGGCCUAACUUUUUAGACCCUGUGGUGACACAGAGUCAGGGCAAACUUUACAGCUUCUACAUUUCUGCAUGUUAGCCUGUAGGUCACAUAGCUGCUAGCAUUACUGCAAACUACGGGCUGAUAACAGAACAUAUUAAAAACGUUCAAAUGAAACGGAUACAGAAAGUGUGAAAGUUUUUGUUAACAUUUAGACUUUAUUGACAAGUGCUACAUGUUUGGGAUUGAUGAAUGAAGACCAAGUUAGAGGAUCAACUGCGGGGACGACAGGUGGGACGGGGGCGGGGUCAGUGGGGUGGAUGAGGUCCAGUUGGGGGUCAUUUACUGCUUUUUGGUUGGCAGGUUUACUCGUACAGCCAGGGCUGGGCGCAGGAAGCGUAGGCGACGAACUCCUCUGCCUUGAACCACAGUGCGACCUCCU